Messenger RNA from Stomoxys calcitrans (stable fly), 2148 nucleotides. RefSeq lists its product as uncharacterized. The coding region runs from base 941 to 1879 and encodes 312 amino acids. The record is from RefSeq and is a predicted model, not a curated record. The transcript has 3 exons. Lineage: Eukaryota; Metazoa; Arthropoda; Insecta; Diptera; Muscidae.
UCUCUCCCCCUCAAAGUGAACCCAAGUGAAGUGAAAAGCAAAAAAGUGAUCUUACAUAUAUACAUAUAAACAAUCGUUAAAGAAAAGAACAUUACAAACAGUGAAACAAAAAUUAACAAACUCAAUUUUCAGACGUGAAGAAGACACUAAGAUACAACAUAAACCCACAAGAAGACCCAAAAUCAACACAACACAUGGUUAAACCAUCAAAGUGCGGGACACCAAAAAUAAACACAAGUGCGGGCCACUCUACACACCAUCAACCAAUUCCUAUAUCCUUAGACCCAAAAUCAAAAUGUGAAAUAACCUACUUACCCUCUAAAAUUAAAUUUUCCUACUUAAAGCUAAAGUUAAAAUUUCCUAUCCAAAACUAAAAGUAAAAUUCGCUACUUAAACUAAGAAUAAAUUGUGCUACUUCAUCCUAAAAGAAAUUAACUACUUAAUGCUACAUGUACAAUUGUCUAUCUAAAUUUACCUACAACAAAAGACUGAAUUCGAUUUACUACUUAUAAAUAAUGAAAUGAGCAACAAACACAAUAAACCAUUACAACAGCAUUGAAUUUUAAACCUAAUUCUCCCUCUGAUUUUUUAUUUCGAAAGGCAAAACCCUUAGUUUGACCCCAAACAUUUGGUCCUUCGAACCGGAUAAGUGGUUUUUUUAAAUAAUUAAAAAACCAAAAAUCAAAAAAAUUUUUCUGUUUUGUGCCCAAAAAUAAUUCAUUUUCAUUUCAAAAGACCCAGUGACCGAAACACAAAAAAAUUCGCAACAACAAAAGUGCAGUGACCCAACAAUUAAAAGCAAAUGAAAUAGAGAAAAACUCUAACGACACAAAGCUACAAAAAUUGCAAAAGGCGCCAACACACAAUUCUGGACCCAAGCCAAGCGCCCACCUACACACACACACACAUACACACACAUCAAAAAAGAAGCUUCAAAAUAAUGGCCGGAUAUUUACCUCGCCCAGAGUCCCCACGACCCGCCAGACCCACACGCCCUCGCUUCGACCCACGGGAACCCAGGUAUCGCCCCGCAUCUUGGCAGUAUGCCUGUGGCCUCUGCCAGGAGGACCACGCCAUACGGUCAUGCCCGCGGUUCCGGCAAAUGACACCGUAUCAGAGAUACGAGACAGUUGAGAGACGGAGUUACUGUCGGAACUGUCUGGCGCGCAGCCAUCUGGCCCCAGACUGCCCCGUGGUCACUGCCUGCCGAACAUGCGACUACCGCCAUCACACAAUGCUGCAUGGAGCCCCACAGCUUAGGGAGACAUACGGCAGCUACAGCCCGCCCCCAAUGGAGAUUGCCAACCCACGGCAACUUGCAAUCGAACCAGCCAACCAGAUGCCCAUCGUCCAAGGCCCUCCCCCGGUCGAGAUACCUUACAGCCGGGCCACUGUUUUUGUACCCACGGCGAUGGUGGAAUUGGCACCCGAGGAGCAGGACGAUUGGGCUGGGGUACGGGUACUUUUGUGCCAGGCAUCGACCAUCACCCGAAUCGCGGCAGCCACAGUAACUCGCCUGGGGAUACCAACGAGAGAGCGCAGAGGGCACCGUCUGGCAACAAUAAGACUUCGGUCAAGGCAUGCGUCGAGGAGGACCAUGUAUACCAUCCGGGCAGUGGUGACCCGGGAUUUGCCGCGACGACCCUAUUCAGAUCCCAUCAUUCCCGACCCCACAAGCAGCCUAAGAUCCCUUUCUUUGGCAGAUGCUGACCCUAGGGGCAACGAACCAAUCGAUGUAGAGGUAGGGGCCGAUGCCUACGCCCACCUCCGGAGGAGUGGUGUUGUACAACCCGGAUUGGGAGCCGUCUUCGCCCAGGAGACAGAUUGGGGAUACGUGUUCGUCGGCCCAGUCACCUCACAGGCAAGAAACCAAAAUUAAAAAGGUAAGAUGUCACUUCGUCACUUGGAGGGGGAGAAUGUUCAAAGUACGUUUGAACAUGAAGUCAUGUGCACCCAUGUGCAGACAUGCGUUCACGUAUGCACAUGACCCACUGUGCAUAACGGUACAUUGAAGUAAGUUCUUAAUCGCUGAUUCCGCCUUGACUUCAUAUUUGUUUACCUGGAAUUGUUGCUUGUAGCUUGGAAAGUUGACCGUUUUCGCGGGGUCCAAGUGACAAGCAACAACCAAAAAAAGAUCAGUCUCGCUUU